This is a messenger RNA of Dermatophagoides pteronyssinus (European house dust mite), 1814 nucleotides long. RefSeq names its product Microfibril-associated protein 1 (gene Mfap1). NCBI's taxonomy places the organism in Eukaryota, Metazoa, Arthropoda, Arachnida, Sarcoptiformes, Pyroglyphidae. The record is from RefSeq and is a predicted model, not a curated record.
GAAUUGGUUGAGUCUUAUUUUUAUUAUUGUCAAAAAAUUCAAUUUUUUUCAUGUGAUUUUUACUCUAAUUUAAAUUUUUGGAAUAUUCGCGAAAAUUGACAUUGUAAUAAUGUCCACUCACAAAAAUAUUAAACCAUCUUCGGUGCAAUCAUUACGGCCACUUGGUGCUGUUCCCGUAAAAAAUGAAAAAGGUGAAAUUACUAUGCAAAAAGUUAAAGUUCAACGAUAUGUUUCAGGACGUAAACCAAAAUAUACCGAAGAAUCGGGUUCAUCCGACAAUGGAUCAGAUAAUUAUUCAUCUGAAGAUGAGCUAAAUAAUCAAAAUCGUAAGAUCUUACCAAGCCUAAAUCGUCAUCAAAAUCAUAGUUCAAUGGCUUUCACAUUGUCCAGUAACAAAAAUAAGCAAAGCGAUGAUGAGGAUGAAAAAGAUGACGAUAACGACGACGACGAUGAUGAUGAUGAUGAUAUACGUUUACGAAUUCGUAAGAAUCGCGAAAAGAAAUCAAUUAUCGACCAAGAAAAAUUAAAUGACGAUCCUCGAAUGCGUCGUUUAAGGCAAUUUCGAGAAGAAACAAGCAAAGAAAGUUCGCGUCCUACAAUCCAACCACAGAUUAUCAAAAGUGGUCAAAUGAGUGAUCAGGACGAAUCUGAUCCUGAAUUGAAACAAGAUGAAGACGGUGACGUUAUUAGACGUCGUCAUCGACUUCGGGAAGUAAUCGAUGCUGAAGAAGAUGACGAAGACAAUGUCGAUGAAAAUAUUGAACGUCGUCAUGAAUUAUUGAAACAAAGGAUGCGUAAAUUAGAAUUAGAAACCGCACAAGAUGAAGCUUUUAGUGAUGACGACAACGAUGAUGAAGACGAUGAUGAUGAAGAAGAAUCAGAAUAUGAAUCCGAAUAUUCGGAAGAUGAAGCAAUGCCUCGAUUAAAACCGAUUUUCGUUUCGAAAAAAGAUAGAAUAACCAUCACUGAAAAAGAGGAACAAGAACGAAAACGAAUCGAAGCAGCGGAAUUGGAAGCCAAAAUUGCACUGGAAGAACGUCGCCGAUCAACAUUAAAAAUGAUUGAAGAAGAUCGCCGCCGUGAAGAAGAAGAACGAGAAAAGAACAAGGCCGCAGCCGAAGAAGAAGCCAUCAUCAAAGGAAUAGCUUCGGUCGUCACUGAUGAUGAAGACGAUGAAACAGCAUUCGAAUUAUGGAAAGUUCGUGAAUUAAGACGAAUCAAACGAGAAAAAGAAGAGGAAGAACAACGAGAAAGAGAACGACGUGAAAUUGAACGAUUAAGAAACAUGACCGAAGAAGAACGACAAGAAGAAUUGAAAAAGAAUCCACGUGUUGUUACUAAUCAACAGCAAAAGGGAAAAUAUAAAUUUCUUCAAAAGUAUUAUCAUCGUGGUGCAUUCUAUUUGGACGAAGAAGAUAAAGUAUUCAAACGAGAUUUUGCACAGCCAACGUUGGAAGAUCAUUUUGAUAAAUCCGUAUUGCCAUCAGUAAUGCAGGUGAAAAAUUUCGGUCGUGCUGGUCGUACAAAAUAUACACAUCUAACCGAUGUGGAUACGACUGCAUUUGAUUCUGCUUGGUCAGCUAAAGAUAAUGUUCAUGCCAUACAAUUCCAUCAAUCGCAUGGUGGUGGAAUGAAACAAGCAUUCGAUAGACCGGGAAAACGAAAAAAAUGAGAAUUGAAAAAAGUAUAAUUUCCUAACGGAAUUGAUUGCCCAUUUUCUAAUAAUGAAACGGUUUUGGUUUCAAAAUCUACCGAAAAUUUUCCUUCACAGUCAAUGGGCAUUAAAAUGUGGUUAAAAGUUUCAACAGAUGGAA